AUUUUCCAUUCCAUUCCAUUUCAACACAAUACUCUUCUCACGGAUCUUGCUCCUCUCUGCUCUCUUCUCUUCUCUUCAUAUAUCAUUCCAAUUUCCAAAGGGAUUUAAUCUUGCAAUAGCAAUUCAAAUGGCAUCUUGGAAGAAGACCAUAGCAACCCCAUUCAAGAAAGCUUGCACUUUCUUCAACAACAAUAACCAACCUGCUGCAAGGGAAAACAACAACAACAACAACAACAAUAAGAAGUCUACUCAAACAGUGGAGGAAGAGAAGAGUGUGAUGGAUCUGCAUGGAGAAGUGAUGGCGUGUGGGUAUGAAGAUGUUCGUGUAAUGUGGUCAAUAUUGGAUAAGUCAAAGUCCACAGCACCCUGCAACAUAACCUCCUCAUGACUCUUCUUCUUCAAAGAAAGUGAAGCAGCAGCUGCAAUUAGCAAGUGGUUUUUUUUGUAUGCUAAUUAAUGUAUGUAUUAUCGUACGUACUAGGUUGCUUGGUUGGUCAUGGUGGUAUGAAUGUAAUUAAUCAUCAUUGUAGAAAUCGGUUCAAUAGGGGAGGGGGUAUGAAAUGAUUGAAUCCAUGGAAAAUCAGUCAGUAUUCACUGCCCAUUUUCAUUUUUCUUUUUCUUUUGUAUUUUCAAUUCAAAGUGUUGUUUAUAGGGAAUCCGAAUCCCCGUGAUUGAUGAACAAAAAUCAUGGCGAGAUUUUAAUGGAAAAAAGAAAGUCACUUUUCAAUCUUA
Arachis duranensis is the source of this 732-nucleotide messenger RNA. RefSeq lists its product as uncharacterized. The coding region runs from base 128 to 388 and encodes 86 amino acids. NCBI's taxonomy places the organism in Eukaryota, Viridiplantae, Streptophyta, Magnoliopsida, Fabales, Fabaceae. The record is from RefSeq and is a predicted model, not a curated record. The transcript is spliced from 2 exons.